AUGUGCAUGACUGCACUGAUGAAAAUGGCCUUGUCGUGUGAAUCUACUUAUACGGUGGAGAGGAGACCAAUCAGUUGCAAGUUUGUGGAGCUGCAUGUUCUCUAUGUGCCAGACGACCAGUGGAAUGUGAAGCUGAACAAAGUUCCCGCAGAAGCCACAGAGAGCUUCAUAUCUGCGGGCUUCAUCAGGGUUUAUCCUGAGGUCACCCUGAAAGCUCUGAGGAGUGAACUAGGGGAGCUCCUGGGUGCAGAGAGGAGCCUAGACAAAUUCUCUUUCUUGAAGUGUGUGGGCCGCAGCUUGGCUCUGGUCAAAAGCAAGCAGGAGAAGGAUGUGAAAGUGAAAACAUUUGCUCCACCAUAUGCUCCCCAGCCAGAACUUUACCUACUACCCACAGUGGAGAACGAAAGCAGCCUUUCCUCCCAUUCGCUCAGCCCAGACACCAGCAUCAACUCCCCGGACCGCCCGACCUACUACCCCCACAAGACUUGGAGCUCUCCAGCUGAGACAAAAGAGCCUGUGAAGUUCCCCCACAUCCCCCAGUCUUCCCACCAGCUUGUUCCCACCUCCAGCUUGGAGGAGGAGGAGGAGGAGGAGGAGGAUGACGACGAGCAGGGUUACAGCUCCUCAGAGGGAGGACGUGGCGAGGAGGAGGAUGGUCUCUCUGGCAAUAAGAUGGAGUGGCACGAGAGUGGGGAGCGUGACCAGAGAAAGUCCAAGAGUCAAGCACCGAAUAAAGGUAGCUUGGCUCAGGUGAAGGAGCAUCCCAAGGAGGAAGAAACAACUUGGAGAAAGAAGAUACAUCAUCAGCAAGGAAGCAGAGUCGCCAAAGAUUCAGGACCUGUGGAGUCGGUGGAGGAUGGAGAUUCAGACAGGCAGCUCGGGAAAUCACGAGAUGUGCACACAUUUCUGUCUCUCAGGUCUAAAACAACAAGUGGGGUGACAGAAAGCCCAGUUGUGUUAUCCCGACCCAUCCGGUGCACUUCUCCGCCUCCUGGUCUAGACCUGACCAUGACAACCCACAAACCUGUUGUUUCAACUGUCAUCCCAAAUAAUAGGGAAGAACUAAUAGAGGAAAUAAAGCUGGUGAAGGAGGAAAGGAAGCAGUUGGAGUGGAAAAGACAAGAGCUGCUCAGGAAAGGGAAAGAUUUGUUGGCCCAGAACAGACACCGCAGGAACCAAGCCCGCGACAGCUGGAAAAAGAAGUAUUUUGAUACCAAGAAGGCCACCGCACCUUUGGAAGACGCACUGAGGAAUGUGCGGCAAGAACUGGAGACAUUCUACAACAAACUCCUGCAUCAGCUCCACGCCAGAGAUUGCAGAAGCAAGCCGCAAAAACAAGGAAGGUCCUCUGAAAAGAAUGAGCUCAUCAUUCAGAUCCUGACAGAAAGUCAUGACAUGGACAACCUGAAGAGGAAGGUCGAAGACGCCAAGAUGAAGCUGGUGACGGAGAUAAAGCUGCGGAAACAGGCUGCCACUGAACUGAGGGCACUGAAGGCCGAACUGGCCCAGAAGAAGAGUCAUUCUUGUCAGCGGGUGCCUGCGGCGUCUCUCAGCUUUGUGAGCGGCAGGCGAGACAAAGGACAAUUCCAAAACAGCUCCAACUGAAUCCCAAGAACAAGAUGUUUUUAAAAAAAAAAAAAAAAAAA
This is a messenger RNA of Phycodurus eques (leafy seadragon), 1646 nucleotides long. It is a transcript of the gene spata1, whose product is annotated as spermatogenesis associated 1. The record is from RefSeq and is a predicted model, not a curated record. NCBI's taxonomy places the organism in Eukaryota, Metazoa, Chordata, Actinopteri, Syngnathiformes, Syngnathidae. Bases 1 to 1605 code for a protein of 534 amino acids. The transcript is spliced from 12 exons.